CCACUGAAGUCGCAUCGCACGGACGGACAUACCGUAAGGUAUAAAUUAGCCUCCAUCGUCGUUUCUUCUGUUCAACUAAAGUGCAGCCAUGAAUAUCAGUUUCGAAGGAAAGCGCAUCCUCGUCACCGGAGCUGGUCAAGGAAUCGGUCGAGAAACGGCUCUCCGGCUCUCGAAAUUCAACGGCACGGUCGUAGCUCUGUCGAAAACCCAAGCGAACCUCGAUUCUCUGAAAAAGGAAGACCCGAAAAUCCAGACUGUCUGCGUCGACCUCCGAGACUGGGACGCGACGAAAAAGGCCGUUUCGACUGUACUACCGAUCGAUCUGUUGGUCAACAACGCCGGGAUCGCGAUUCUUGACCCGUUCCUCAAUCUCAAGCCUGAUGACUUUGACGCCACUCUCAAUGUCAAUGUUAAGUCUUACAUCAACGUGUCGCAGAUCGUAGCGAAAGACAUGAUUAAUAGAAAAGUUCCGGGAAGUAUCGUCAAUCUGUCGUCCGCUGCUAGUCUGGUAGCUGUGAAAGACCACGCGACGUAUUGCUCGGCGAAGGCCUGCUUGGAUAUGUUGACAAAAGUUAUGGCUUUGGAGUUGGCCCCUUACAACAUCCGAGUUAACACGGUUAAUCCAACGCUUGUCAUGACAGCGAUGGGAAAAGCGAAUUGGAGCGAUCCGGAUAAGGCUGCCACUUUAAGGGUGAAAAUUCCGAUGGAUCGAUUUGCAGAACCUUGUGAGGUUGUGGAUUCUAUAGUAUUUCUUCUGAGUGACAGAAGCGCGAUGACUACCGGUUCUGCGGUGGUCAUUGACGGAGGGUACCAUAUACAGUAAAUUUGCACCAUACUCGAAGUGUAAACCAAGUCGAAAAUAUUUUAAUAUUAUUGUUAAAAACAAAAAAAUUCCAUAAAUGUAAUUGAAUUGAA
Copidosoma floridanum is the source of this 915-nucleotide messenger RNA. RefSeq names its product L-xylulose reductase-like. Gene Ontology annotation, biological process: xylulose metabolic process; glucose metabolic process. Lineage: Eukaryota; Metazoa; Arthropoda; Insecta; Hymenoptera; Encyrtidae. Gene Ontology annotation, molecular function: L-xylulose reductase (NADPH) activity; carbonyl reductase (NADPH) activity. The record is from RefSeq and is a predicted model, not a curated record.